Molecule: messenger RNA, 612 nt
Organism: Podospora pseudocomata
Lineage: Eukaryota; Fungi; Ascomycota; Sordariomycetes; Sordariales; Podosporaceae
Exons: 2
Coding region: 1-612 (203 amino acids)
Biological process (GO): exon-exon junction complex disassembly
Cellular component (GO): exon-exon junction complex; cytoplasm
Molecular function (GO): RNA binding
Source: RefSeq, a predicted model, not a curated record
AUGCCAUCCCAACCCACCAAAUCCGGUAUCGUGACCGACGAGGCCAGCGGCGAGCGCCACAUCCCCGAGUCUGUCCGUGCCGAUGGUAGCACAAGAAAAGCAAUCAAGAUCCGCCCCGGCUACCGCCCUCCCGAGGAUAUCGAAGUCUACAAGAACCCCGCCGCCGAGAGCUUUCGCACGCGCGGCAAGGGCCCCCCUCCCGGCUCGGAAGGCCUGAAGGACGAACCAAAGCCUGCUGCGUCCGCCUCUGCGAAUAAGAACGCUAAGCGACGUGAGGCGGCCCGCAACAAGGCUCAAGCUGCGGAGGCUGCCGGUGCUUCGGCGAAGGCCCCCGAGAAGGCCCCCGAGAAGGCCCCCGAGCCUGUAGUGGAAGAGCUCGACUCCGAGGUGGAGAAGGCGAAGAAGGUUCGCAACCUCAAGAAGAAGCUCAGGCAGGUGAAGAGUCUUCAAGAGAAGCAGGAGGAAGGUGCUGCUCUCUUGCCUGAGCAAUUGGCGAAGGUCCUCAAAAUUAACGAGCUUAUUCGCGAGCUUGAUGCUUUGGGUUUUGACUCUGAAGGAGAGCCCAAGAACAAGGAGGCCGAUCCCACCAAGGACAAGACCGCCGACGACUGA